AUGGGCGUGACAGCAGAGCAGGCAGACAACGUGCUCUGGGCAGCACGCGUAGGAGAUGCCGAGGCGAUGCAAGAAAUAUUGAAGGAAAUAUUUACAGACGAAAAAGAGGCGUUCCGCGCGGCACUCGUGCUUGAGAACGAGGCAAAGAAUACGCCGCUGCACUUUGCGGCAGCGAAUGGACACAAAGAGGUGCUUGAUCUUCUGUUGCCGAAUGCAGAUAUCUCAGUGCUGCUGCACCGGAAUACUUCCGGGAAUACGCCGAUGCACUGGGCAGCUUUCAAUGGACACUCGGCGCUGGUCGAGGCGCUGGUAGACCGGAUCGACGCCGCAGAGCAGGAGGACACGGCGCUUGCCGCAACGCGGCGCAAUGAAGAGUUCGUGCGCGAGAUGGAACGGUACGAUACAGACGCGAAGAAGGCGGUGCUGGAAGGUGAGAGUAAGAACGAUGUUGCGGCAGAACGCGAGCGCCAUGUAGAAAUGCAACGCGAGCGUGCUAUUUGGGACGUGCGCAAUGAUGCGGGGCGAGGCCCGAUGAGUGAGGCACAGAUGGCGGACCGUGAAGAGGUCGUACAGCUUUUACUCAGUCGCUUGGCGCGUGUAGACAAGGAAAGCGCAACUGAUGCGUCAAGUGCUGCAGAAAGUAUGGAAGAAAAGACGGAGCAGCUAAGUAUCCAUUGA
Malassezia vespertilionis is the source of this 678-nucleotide messenger RNA. RefSeq names its product ankyrin repeat-containing protein (gene YAR1). NCBI's taxonomy places the organism in Eukaryota, Fungi, Basidiomycota, Malasseziomycetes, Malasseziales, Malasseziaceae. The record is from RefSeq and is a predicted model, not a curated record. The transcript has a single exon. Bases 1 to 678 code for a protein of 225 amino acids. Gene Ontology annotation, molecular function: RNA nuclease activity; protein binding; RNA binding. Gene Ontology annotation, biological process: RNA processing.